Exophiala bonariae is the source of this 633-nucleotide messenger RNA. RefSeq lists its product as uncharacterized. Lineage: Eukaryota; Fungi; Ascomycota; Eurotiomycetes; Chaetothyriales; Herpotrichiellaceae. Gene Ontology annotation, biological process: mRNA processing. Gene Ontology annotation, cellular component: Prp19 complex; catalytic step 2 spliceosome; precatalytic spliceosome. Bases 1 to 633 code for a protein of 210 amino acids. The record is from RefSeq and is a predicted model, not a curated record. The transcript has 2 exons.
AUGUCCCUCACCCUCCAGCCCGUCGACUCCCUUCCUUACGUCGAUGGAGAUAUUUCUGAUGCCGAUCGUGCAAGAGCGCAGGCUCUGAUCACCAGAGAACUUCCAACUGACCAUCAGUCCACGCUUCACCCCUCUCUACCCCUUCCUCCUACGGUCAAUUUCUCCGGGCUGUUCAUCGCAGAACUUAAGCGAGUAGCGGCAGGCAAACCCUUGCACGGAGGAAUUGACCUCACCAGGUAUGAAGCACCUGAUGAACCAGGUACUGAUACGCCGCAAGAGGCGUGGCGGCAAGCACUAAGGAAUGCAUACGUCUCAAGCAUGUACCUGUCAGACAGACAGUCAAACCUGGCACUGCUGGAAGAAUUUGGGAAGAACGCUUGGCUUAUCGGCAAUUCUCAAAUGGAACACCUGCUGCACGAUCUGGAACAGGAACUAAGCCGGCUCAAGGACGAGGUUGAGAGUGUGAAUAAAGCACGAAAGGCCGCACAAGAAGGUUCCCGAGGAGAAUUACUGGGACUAGAAGAUACUUGGAGACAAGGUAUCGGCAGAAUAUUGGAGGUCCAGGUUGCGGAGCGUGGUCUGCGACAGCUCAUUCUUGAGCGUAAAAGCAAUCCUGGAUCCCUAUCUGCCUGA